AUGAAUAAGCAUUUAGUGAAUCUAACAAAGCGAAUAUCCGCUUACGCCAUGAAGGGGGACGUGGGACAUGCAAGAGUUCUGUUUGAUGAAAUGGGUCACAGAGACACUGUUUCUUGGAAUGUUAUGAUCAAGUCGUAUAUAGAAAACAACAGACUAGAUGAUGCAAGAGAACUGUUUGACGAAAUGCCUGAGAGAACCUCGUACUCUUGGAAUUCUAUGAUUAUGGGUUACAUAAAAGAUAGCAAGCUCUACGCUGCAUUGAAGCUCUUUACAGUUAUGCCGGAGAAAGAUGUCGUGAGUUGGACAUCUAUCAUCACCGGGAUGUGCCGGGCAUCAAGAGUUGACGAGGCAUGGUGGUUGUUUAAGCAAAUCCCAGAAGCUAAUUCAGUUUCUUGGUCCUCAAUUCUGUCAGGGUUUCAACAAAACGGAUUUCCCCAGAAAAGUUUACAUGUGUUCAAGGAAAUGUUGGUGGCUGGAUUUCAACCAACUUCUCAUUCAAUCACUAGUGCUUUGGCUGCUUGUGCCGAUUUGGCAAUGGCUUCAGUGAGUGAACAAGUGUAUUCUCAGUUGUACAAAAGGGGAUUCAACAACAACACACACAUCGGAAAUUCAGCAAUUUCUAUGUUUAUCAAGAGCGGUAGCUUUGAAAACGCAAGGCGUAUCUUCUUGGAAUUACAUAAACCCGAUACUGUCACUUGGAAUUCUAUGAUUAUGGGUUAUGCACAACACGGCCAUGGUGUAGCAGCAAUGGCUGCGUUCCACCAGAUGCAGAAAGCUCGGUUUUUGCCCGACAGAAUCAGUUUUCUGGGAGUUUUACAUGGUUGCAGCCACUGUGGACUCGUAAAUGAAGGGAAAAAAUAUUUCUAUGCAAUGCAGACCGAGUACGGGAUUUCACCAGGACCUGAGCAUUUUGCAAGCCUCGUGGACCUUCUAUCGCGUGUUGGGGAGCUUGAAGAGGCGAACGAGGUGAUUCUAAACAUGCCCUUUGAUCCAAAACCCAUUUUUUGGAGGACACUGCUUAAUGGGUGCAGAAUUUAUGGCAAUUUGGAUCUGGGAAUUUAUGUGGCAGAUCAGAUUUUGAAACUUGAACCCUACAAUUCCAGUGCAUGCUUGAUGGUUAUUGAGAUGUAUUCUUUGGCUGGGAAAUGGAAGGAGGUUGCAGAGAUGAGGAGGCAUAUGCAGAGGGAAAGAGAAAGCAAAAAACAGUUGGGUUCUAGCUUCAUUGAUGUUAAGGGGAAGAUUCAUUUGUUUACAACAGGUGAUGAUUCUCAUCCUCAAACAGAUUGCAUUUACCCAGUCAUUGAUUUGUUAUCUUAUGAAGCAGCUGAAUGCUUCAACAUUCGUGUAUGUGUAAAUUAUGAUAACUCAGUGGCCUAUUAG
Molecule: messenger RNA, 1380 nt
Organism: Ipomoea triloba (trilobed morning glory)
Lineage: Eukaryota; Viridiplantae; Streptophyta; Magnoliopsida; Solanales; Convolvulaceae
Product: pentatricopeptide repeat-containing protein At4g02750-like
Exons: 1
Coding region: 1-1380 (459 amino acids)
Biological process (GO): RNA modification
Molecular function (GO): protein binding; RNA binding
Source: RefSeq, a predicted model, not a curated record